Molecule: messenger RNA, 658 nt
Organism: Cucumis sativus (cucumber)
Lineage: Eukaryota; Viridiplantae; Streptophyta; Magnoliopsida; Cucurbitales; Cucurbitaceae
Product: CEN-like protein 2
Biological process (GO): vegetative to reproductive phase transition of meristem; negative regulation of flower development
Cellular component (GO): cytoplasm; nucleus
Source: RefSeq, marked provisional
AGACACACCCAAGUUAACUCACUCUCUCUCACCAGCCCUAAACUACCCUUUUGAAAUACUAUCUUUAACCUUUUUUUUAUUUCUUUUAGUUUCUAUGGCGAUGGGGAAGAUGCCGUCCGAUCCUCUCGUGGUUGGAGGAGUAGUCGGAGAUGUUGUCGAUGCAAUUUCUCCUACGGUUAAGAUGACCGUCACUUACCAUUCAAACAAGAAGGUGUGCAAUGGGCAUGAGUUGCUUCCAAAUUUUGUAACCCUAAAACCUAAGGUUGAGGUUCUUGGAGGUGACCUUAGAUCAUUCUUCACACUGGUCAUGACUGAUCCAGAUGUUCCUGGUCCAAGUGAUCCUUACUUGAGAGAACACCUCCACUGGAUAGUUACAGACAUUCCAGGGACGACGGAUGCCACUUUUGGAAAAGAGAUAGUAAAAUAUGAAGAACCAAGUCCAAACAUAGGGAUACACAGAUAUGUGUUCCUAUUGUACAAGCAAAAAAGAAGACAAACAGUGAAGCCGCCACCACACCCUUCAAGAGAUGGUUUUAAUUCAAGAAAAUUUGCUCUUGAUAAUCAUCUUUCUCUUCCUGUUGCUGCUGUCUAUUUCAUUGCUCAAAGGCCUACUGCUGCCAGAAGAAGAUAACACACACACACAUGUAUAUAUUCAACC